Messenger RNA from Diaporthe batatas, 3267 nucleotides. RefSeq lists its product as uncharacterized. The record is from RefSeq and is a predicted model, not a curated record. The coding region runs from base 1 to 3267 and encodes 1088 amino acids. The transcript has 6 exons. NCBI's taxonomy places the organism in Eukaryota, Fungi, Ascomycota, Sordariomycetes, Diaporthales, Diaporthaceae. Gene Ontology annotation, biological process: proteolysis. Gene Ontology annotation, molecular function: serine-type endopeptidase activity.
AUGACCGGGGUCACCUGGGGAUUCAGCUUCGACGACUUGGAGGAUGAGAGGGCACAGUCUGGACAAAAUGUAGAGAACGAAAUGUCUGCGAAGUCUGUCCACGAAAGAUGCAGGGAGGUCAUGGAUUGUUUCAUCAAAGGAGGACGGGAGUGGAACGAAGCGCCCGACGACACCAAAAAGCCCACCAUUGAACAACUAAAGGGAUGGCUAACUCUAACUAGGCCUCAAGAACGCAUUCCCACAGUGCUUCAUUCUCUGGCUAGGGAGCCAGGUCUCUGCGACCAGGCCAGCAAGAAGCAGAUUCUAAGGCCGGUCAUCUGCCAUAUUUUGGAACACAAAGCCGAUAGCACCCAAGGGCCGAGUUUCAGAGAGCCAGACAGCCCGGCUCCCAAGCCAGUCCUGAUCCUCGCGAUCCAGUACAAGAACUUAGCCUUCAUCCAGUGCAUUCGCAGUUGCUCGUCUAAAGGGUAUCCUGAACUAGUACACGAGACGGACAAAUCCGGAUCCAACGCCGCGCACCUGGCUUUCCAGCACGGAAUCUUGCAUGCGCUGAACGACUCCAUAUUGCCCGAGUCCUUGGUGGCAAAGGACGACCAUGGAAACACCCCGCUUCACUACGCGCUUAGCUACAAGCGACUUUCCGAUGUACCCAAGAAAAGUCGGCAGAUGUAUACCAACAUGGUUGGAUGGAUUCUGGAACAGACAGACAAACUCAACCAGGAGAACAGCGAGUUCAACAAACAGGAUGAGUCACCGUACCUCUACUAUCAACGCACCAAAGAUGAGUUCGUGAGCUCCGUUCGGGCCACGAUAAAGACGACGGGGUCACUGUCUCACAUCCAGGCGGCAGAAGUGGCGAGAAACGAGGAGGUGAUAAAGAAGAAGCAGGAUCCAAAGAAGGACGAUGACCUGGCCACGAAGAACGCCCAAAUUCAAAGCGAAAAAUUAGACUCGGGCGCUCUGGCAAUGAGACGCGACAAUGGAUCCCAUACACAAAAGGAGAGCAAGCCAACCCAGUUGGAAUUUCAAAAACCAUCUACGGCUCCGAGAUUGAAUCUCGGAGGAGCACGUGUUCCCCAGCCUCCUUCCGUCGACCAUGCAACCUCACAGUCUAAAUUUAACGCCAUGAACCAAACCCGGACGCAGCCGCCCGCCGCGAAGGCCGCAACGAACCCGCUCAUGGCUCCAUCUCCACACUUUUCUCUUCCGGAUGACUGGUUUCCCGAUGAGGUCGCGAAAAUUGUCAAGCGACACUAUAUGGGAGCGAGAUCAGAGAUGAGAGCCCGACAAUUGAUAUAUGGGAAGACGAAAGAUACGAACAUGUCGUUCAACGCAAUGAACUACCAAAACGAUACUUCCCAGAACAUCGUCCGCCUAUUGCAGAAACUAGGUAAAGCGGGCGGGUUCGACAAAAUUCUGUCUUUGGUCAAGCUUCCCACUAUCAGCCAUACGCAGCCCGAGGCUUCGAAUCCUAGGCCUAAGAAAAGAUACCCCAUGAACCAGAAGAUCACCCUCACCAACAAGUUGGAGAGCCAAGCAGCCGGGCGCACCGGCCUGUUGGAAGUGUUCGAUGAACUCUCAAAGCUCGAAGUCACCAGCAUUGUGCGGCUGGAGGUGGAGGACAGGGAGCAUCCAUCCCACACAGAUGCCACCAUCGAGCAGUCUAUUUUCGGAAGACAGGCCUAUUGCAACAACGACAAGCACAUCAGGAGGCCGAUAUCAGUGGAACAAUGGGAUUGGCGAAAACUCGAUUUGAGUCUUGAUGUCAUUGCAUUCGCGGCGCCCGAAGUUAAAGAAAUCAAUCUCUACUGGAGCGGCAACUCCACCAUAUUGGAGGCUUGGAGUUGCGCCACACGACUCAAGGAGCUUGUGGGUCUGGAAAGGAUUGUUGUCCAUGCUUGUCCGGGAGGAGAGACCCGCGAACGAGCAACCGAGCUUAUUGAGCAGUUCAAAAAGCAGAUAGUAAUGGCUCAUCAUCGCGAAGAAACUGCCACGUCUGGCGAAAAUCAGAACCGAACAGGAACCGGAUUCGACGUUCACGUUAAAUGGGUGUCCAACCAUGUGAAUGCCCCAGAUGACGGUGGCGAUACGACGACAGACUCCGAGACCACAUCUCAAAAGCCCAACCAGCAUAUUUGGGUGCAGAAGAUGGACAGAUUCAGAGGGGCGCUCAUGUCCUUUCACGGAGAAUUGGAGCAGUAUCAACGAUUUAAAUCUAGUCCUUCUCCCGUCAAAGUUGGCUUGAUAGACGACGGUGUCGAUCCAACUAAGAUCGCGGACCUCAAAGUCAACGGUCGAGAAUUCAUGACUGUCAGAGGCGUGAGCUUCUGCGAGGGGCCCUGGUACCAGUCCAGCAACCACCACGGUACGACCAUGGCCAACAUGAUCUUGCGCAUUAACCCCUGGUCGACCAUAUACUCCAUGCGGCUCCGAUCCGGCAAUGACGGCAAGGGCCGCGUGAUCGACCCCGAGAGCGCCGCCGAGGCAAUACGUGCGGCUGUCAUGAGGGGCGUGAACAUCAUUUCCAUGUCAUGGACAAUCGCCGACUUGGCGAGCAAGCCCACAGCCCAAUCGGCGGCCCAGAGUAGUGUGACAGACGUGCCGGGGGGCAACAAGAGCGCGCCGGAGACCAAGAAGGCGCAGGACAUCAAAAAGCUCCAGGAUGCCGUCAAAUUCGCCGCCGAGAAGAAGGUGCUAAUGUUUUGCUCGGCCAGCGACAAUAUCGAAGCCAACAGCAUGGAGAUGCUGCCAUUCAACCAGGCGCCGGACCAUAUCUUCCGAAUCGGGGCGGCAAUGAAGUACGGCCAGCAGGACGCCACGACCGAGGACAAGACUCGCAUCCUCUACUACUUCCCGGGCAACCAGGUAGCCGACUUGUGGAACCCCCGGCUGCCCAAGCCGGUCGACUAUCACGACGGCUCAUCGGUUGCGACGGCGCUUGCCGCCGGUCUCGCGUCCCUCAUUAUAUACUGCACCGAGGUGGUCAAGUCGUGCCAUGCUACCGGGACGCCGAGCCACGCCAAGUUCUCGCGCUAUCGCGAGAUGUUAGAGGCUAGAGCACAUAUGGAACGGGCCUUUAAUAACAUACGCAGCGACCAGUGGGCCGACAACAAGUACAUACCUGUGUGGAAGAUGUUUGGGGAAACCACCGAACAUCUUAUCAAGGGGAACAACGUCCAGGAGAAACUCAACGUGCUUGAACAUUUGGUCACCCAGCUUUGCAAUCUGUUCCCGCUACCUCUACCCGGGGAUAGGACCUUCAGUUAA